Molecule: messenger RNA, 826 nt
Organism: Poecilia latipinna (sailfin molly)
Lineage: Eukaryota; Metazoa; Chordata; Actinopteri; Cyprinodontiformes; Poeciliidae
Product: C-Myc-binding protein
Exons: 5
Coding region: 146-460 (104 amino acids)
Biological process (GO): regulation of DNA-templated transcription
Cellular component (GO): nucleus
Molecular function (GO): transcription coactivator activity
Source: RefSeq, a predicted model, not a curated record
GCUGCUGUAUGUUUGGAGCCCUUAAAACGAAAGUUAACUUUACCGACCCGGUGGUACUUUACCUGUUUUUCAUUCGCUCCGAUACCAAAGCGGUAGACUAAAUAUACAAGCUUUGCAUUCAGUCAGCUUUACAGCCGAUAUCAUCAUGGCGCAUUAUAGAGCCUCUGACUCUAAGAGAGAACAUUUCAGAAGAUAUUUGGAAAAAACUGGAGUUGUUGACAGUCUCACCAGUGUUUUUGUGUCUCUGUAUGAGCAACAAGAGAAGCCUCCCAAUGCUCUGGAAUAUGUGAAGGAGCAUCUUGGUGCUGUUCCCCUGACUUCAGCAGACACAGAGGCUCUGCAGCAGGAAGUGAACGACCUGAGACAGAGAUGUGCAUGUCUGGAGGAGGAAAAUAAAGAUCUCAAAGCAAGGCUGCAGCGAUAUGAACCAGCUUCAGAAGAUGGAGCCGCUGCUAACUAGAUUUCAACAACAAACUCGUCUUUGUUUUGAUAAACGUAUUUGUUUAUGCUGCUGUCAGUUUGAAUUUAAAGAUAGGACUACACCGUAAAAGGUGAAAGCCGAAUGUUUUAUGUGGCUGUGAUGUUUAUCUGUAAAUCGCAACUUUAUUCUUUUCUUAUAUUCUAACUUAUUCUGUAUAUGUUUGUAUAUAUUUUUCCUGAGUGUUCAGUCUUUUGUGAAGUACGUUCAAAGUGUGGCAUUUUGAGUGCAAUUUAUUUUGCUCCUCAAAAUGGGAACACACGUAACAUUGUUUAAUGUUUUGGAUUAAGGCAGCCAGUGGUCUGAAACUGGCAUGAAGGGGAAAAAUAAACCUUCAAUUAUUCUAGC